AUGUAAAAAAAGCCAAGAAAGAAUUUACUUAUUCAACGAUUAAAUUACAUCAGAGACAAGCAAAACGAUAUUUAUUAGAAGAUCUUGAAUGACGAAAUGAAAGUAGAUAUUCAAGAAGCUUUGAAAAUGAGUAUCAAAGAUGAGAAUAAUCAACUCAAACCCUUUAGAAGAGAUUAGUUACAAAUUAAGGCGAAAUCUUAAAAUAAGCCAGAAUUAGUCAUUGAGUAAAUUAACACUCAUCUAAAAUAUUUGUACACUAAGGAAUGUUAUUGUUUAGAGAUCAAAAAGACAGUCAAAAAACUAAUAAAAACAGGUGAUUUUUGUGAUCUGAACAUCAAUUGGGUCUUACUAGAACUGUCUGGAGCUAGAGUAAUUAAAUUGUAAAAUAAGGGAGUCUUUUAACAAUUGCUGGAAUAGAAGGAUAAGUACCCUCCUGAAUUGUUUGAACCCAUCUAUUUAGACUCUGUUAGAACUCUAAAUCACCUUGAUUCAAUAAAGAAAAAGUAAAUAGAAAAAUAAAUUGAAACAGUCUUAAUUGCUUAUUCUAUCAGAAAUCCUGAAAUUGGGUAUUGUUAGGGAUAAAACUUCAUCGUCAACUAUUUAAUCAAUACUCUCAAAUUUGAUUUAGAAGAUGCCUUUUGGACAUUCACAUAGAUUUUGGAAACUAUUAUGCCGAUAGAUUAUUAUACGAAUAUUUUGAGUGCAUUAACUGACUAAUAGAUAUUGGAUUAUUACAUCUAAGAAUACAUUCCAGAAUUAAAAACGCAUUUUCAUAAAAUAAACCUUUAAUCUGAUUUUUUUACAGUUUAAUGGUACUUAUGUAUAUUUACAAAUCAAGUCAAACCAUAAUUAACCAAUUUCAUUAUGCUGAUGUUAUAUAUAGACGGAAUUAAGGCUUUGACUAUUAGUGCACUAAUUUUGUUGAUUUUAUUAAAAAAUGAGUUAUUAAAGUUUAAUUAAUUUAGUAAACUAUUCAGAUUUAUUUAUUAGCUGAUGCAAUCAAUUAUAUACAGCAAUAUGUAGACAUAUAUUGCGAUAUCGAAAUAUUUAAAUAUCACUAUUUCCAAAUCAAAAUUAAAAAAUAAGCCUUUAAUUUUGCCAGAGAAGAAAUUAGAGCUUAAUUAAUUUGUAAUUUUUAAGGUUAUUUCUUAAGAAAAGCAUUAAAAUGCUAUCACAAUAAAAUAAUAAAUAGAAAUUGAAAAAAUCCCACCUUGUCCAAAGGAUUAACAAGUCUGCAACUAAGUGUUGUUGUCCAACUAAUUUUUGAGAAAAUCCUCUUCGUUUUAUGUUUAUAAACACAAAGAUCCUCCGAUCAUGAUAAAGAAUUAUUGGGAUGGCAACAUAUUUCCAGAAAUUUAGAAAUCUCAUGAACUUCUAAUUUUGAGAUAAGAACAUAUAUGUAUGAGAAAAAAUUCAUUUUGA
Paramecium tetraurelia is the source of this 1422-nucleotide messenger RNA. RefSeq lists its product as uncharacterized. Lineage: Eukaryota; Ciliophora; Oligohymenophorea; Peniculida; Parameciidae. The record is from RefSeq and is a predicted model, not a curated record. The transcript is spliced from 5 exons.